ACCGUCGAGCCCCGGACCCCGACAGGAACUGACGUCUCCUCCAGAGCAAGUGGACGGAAAAAUGCAGCUGCAGGAAAAAUGUCUCCAAAGCCUUCACCGCUGAGAGGUGUUUAGAGGUUUCCUCACCAUUCUUUGAGCACCGCUGAUGUAAAACCCAUUUGCCCAUGGCACCCUUGAGUUGACAGAAUGGCCCAGAUAUCAAGUGGAAAUGGGUUCAAGCUGGAUGUCCCCCAGCCAAAGGGGACGGUGGGUAAAGAGGAGGCCCUGCGCAUGGAGGAAGAGGCUUUAGCCAAAUUGCAAAGAGAGAAGCGACACACUCCUUCGGCCUCUCCAUCUUUGGCCCCCGCUGUGUCCUCGUCCUCCAAACCAAACGUCUCCAAGUCUUCCGCUGCUGCCCCUCGACCUUUGCCCUCCUCCAGCAGACCAGAGAAGGACCUCAUUGUCUUCCCUGAGACCAAGAAACAGGCAGAGAAGGAUGAAUUCAGGGACAUCGAUUUGGACAAGCUGACCAACGAGGAACUAGAAAAGCUCCUCCUUGAUGAAAACUUUGGGGCCAACAGCAAGGUCUCGCGUCCGUCGUCGCUACUCGGAUUUAACCUCAGCGCUUCCUACCCAGGGGGCCACUCAUCUCCUUUCCACAGCUGGACGCCUGUGCUGUCAACCACCACAAACUCCAGCACGUCCACUCCUACACAUCAGCCGAACUCACUGUUCUCUUCCACCCCGUUUCCCAAACCUGGCACUUUUCAGAACGGCUUCAGUCCCGCGAUGUCACCGUUCAUGACUCUUCCGGCGCAGCAGCCUUCGUUCAUGGCCUUCACUCCUAUCCAGCCCCCUGCUGCCGCCAUGGUUUUCCCGCAGCCAGCCGUGGAUCCAGAGAUGGCAAAGCUCUUCGACAAGAUUGCCAGCACCUCGGAAUACUUGAAGAACGGUAAAUCAUCAAGCACUGACUCUCCAGACCAAUCCCUGGAACCUCAUCCUCCAUUGGUGCAGCCAGCCGUGAUGGAAUCCUCCAGCAUCAGUCGCUUUGAAUGGCUGGACCUGGACCCGCUUACCAAACGCAAGGCUGACGGUGAGGGGGCUUCGGCCGAAUCACCAGCCCCAGCAGAGACUGUUGUCGCAGGACCUGCCGGAGAUCCCUGGGAUGCGGUCCUGGAGACCAAGGGAAACGGCGACAGAAGUAGUCCAAAGCAAGACGUGAAGACUGUUCGAUCGCCGCUCAGGAAGUCGUCGUCGGGAGCUGCUGUCACAAGGAGUCAUUCACUCAACAUCCCCGGAACCUCCUCCCAGCACAAACCAAACAAUCAGAACAAGGGAAAAGGAAAAGGUCUAGUGACGAAUGCCGCCUUUGAGGAACGAGAUGCCCAGAACUUGGAGGUUGUUGCCUUCUGUGAAGACAUUGCAACCCUGCGGUCCAAAUUUCCUCACGGUGACAACUCCAGCAACCCCGGCUACGUUCUCAGUCCUGUCAUCGCCCAGAGAGACGCUGGUGGUGACAACAGUUCCUCCGUAAAGGUUUCUAUUGAAAUCCCAGAGUCACAGCAGCCAGUGACCUUCACCUGUGACGUGAGUUCUCCGGUGGAGCUGCUCAUCAGCCAGACUCUCUGCUGGGUCCACGACAAUCUGGACCAGGUGGACUUCUCCAGCUACCUGCUCAAAGUGUGUGGCCGGGAGGAAGUGCUGCAGAACAAGCACAGCCUCGGCAGCCAUGAGUACGUCCAGAACUGCAGGAAGUGGGAGAACGAGAUCUCCCUCCAGCUUCUGUCCACCUCCACCAUGAGGAGAGACCUGGCACGCUCGGCUGAAGACGACAAGUCUGCUAUUAACUUGGAGAAGCACCUCAACCAGGUGGAGAGACCUUUCAAGGAGAACGUCACCAGGCAAGGCCUGGCUGACUACCUGGAAGGUUACCACAACCAAGUCAACAUCUGCCUGCAAAAUGAGAGCACCCAGUACAAGACCGUGGACCGGGUGGUGCAGACCGUGAAAAACCUGUGCUGCGCCCUGGACGAAGUGGAGACGCAGGCCAUCUCGGAAGCCAUCAAGAGACUGAAACAUUCAGUCAACUUACCCCGAACACGCUCCCCAAAGCCUGGGUCGCCUUCUUCUGGCACCGCGUCCAAUGGUCACCCUGAUCCCGUAGAGGAGAGCAUGUCUCUUCUCACCGAGGCAGUCUACGACCUGGCCAAGCUCUACCUGCGCUCCUUCUGCCCCCCAUCCAAAACCUUCAGCUUAUCCUCGCCACCCCAGGCUGCCAACGGAGAGGUGGGCGAAGCGAAAGGCAGCAAAGACGCUUCUGGAACGACAGAUCACCUCCAGUUUACUCUGUUCGCUUUGCACGGCAUCCCAUCCAACUGGGUCAGCAGUUACGAGAAGUACUACGUGACCUGCUCCCUCACUCACAACGGAAAGAACCUGUUCAAACCGGUCCAGUCCAAGAAAGUGGGCACCUACCGGAGCUUCUUCUACCACAUCAAAUGGGACGAGCUGAUCAACUUUCCCAUCGCCGUGGCUGUGCUGCCGCUGGAGUCGGUGCUGAGCCUCUCGGUGUUCGGGGUUCUGAACCAGAACGCCGGCGGAUCGCCAGACUCCAACAAGCAGCGGAAAGGCCCGGAGAUGCUGGGGAAAGUGUCCAUGGCACUUUUUGACUUCAGACGGGUUCUGGUCAACGGCAGCAGACUGAUGUGUCUGUGGUCGUCCACCCAAGAGGCUGCACCCGGGUCCACCAACAGCCGCAAGAAGACGCCGACAGAGAGGAUCGUCCUGCAGGUGGAUUUCCCCAAGUCAGCGGUGGAAGUGACCUAUGUGGAGCCUCAGACGGCACCAAGUCCAGACGUGGAGUCACUGGAGGAGCUGGACCCUGACCUUCGACGCAAGCUGGAGAGGAUCUGCGGCCGUGCGUCUACUUUUGGGCUGAAGCGGGCAGACUACCAGCUCCUGUGGGACCACCGGCUGCACUGCCUCAGAGACCACCCCAGCAGCCUCCCCAAGGUGCUGGCCAGCGCCCCCAGCUGGGACUGGGCCAGUUUGGCUCACAUCCACUCCCUGCUGCAUCAGUGGCCCCCGCUGCCUCCCGUCACGGCUCUGGAGCUGCUCGACUCCAAGUUUGCAGAUCUGGAGGUGAGGAGCGUGGCUGUGAGCUGGAUCCAGAAGAGCAGCGACGAUGAGCUGGCUGACUACCUACCGCAGCUGGUCCAGGCUCUGAAGUACGAGUGCCACCUGAAGAACGCUCUGGUCAUGUUCCUGUUGUCUCGAGCGCAGGGGAACAUCAACAUUGCUCAUCACCUUUACUGGUUGCUGAAGGACGCAGUCCAGGACCCUGCCUGGGGCCGACGCUACGAGCAGAUCCUGGGGGCCCUGCAGUGUCUGUGCGGGGCCAAACUGAGAGCAGAGCUGGAGAAGCAGACUCAGCUGGUGACUCUGCUGGGGACCGUGGCUGAGAGAGUCAGACAGGCAGGAGGCUCCAGCAGACAGGUGGCUCUGCAGGACGGCCUGGAGAACGUUCAGAACUUCUUUGAGAGGAACAGCUGCCGGUUACCACUGAGUCCCAGCCUGGUGGCCAAAGAGCUGAACACCAAGACGUGCUCCUUCUUCAACUCCAACGCUGUCCCUCUCAAGCUGGCUCUGGUCAACGCCGACCCUCUGGGAGAAGAAAUCAACGUGAUGUUCAAGGUGGGAGAGGACCUGAGGCAGGACAUGCUGGCCCUGCAGAUGAUCCGCAUCAUGGACCGGAUCUGGCUGCAGGAGGGCCUGGACCUUCGGAUCGUCAACUUCAAAUGCAUCUCCACAGGGAAAGACAAAGGCAUGGUGGAGCUGGUGCCGUCCUCGGACACACUGAGGAAGAUCCAGGUGGAGUACGGCGUCACCGGGUCCUUCAAGGACAAACCGCUGGCCGAGUGGCUGCGCAAGUACAACCCAGCGGAGGACGAGUAUGACAAGGCAUCGGAGAACUUCAUCUACUCGUGCGCCGGCUGCUGCGUGGCCACGUACGUUCUGGGGAUCUGCGAUCGCCACAACGACAACAUCAUGCUGCGCUCCACCGGUCACAUGUUCCACAUCGACUUCGGAAAGUUCCUGGGUCACGCGCAGAUGUUCGGCAGCUUCAAGAGGGACCGGGCUCCAUUCGUGCUGACCUCCGACAUGGCCUACGUCAUCAACGGAGGGGAGCGUCCCACCAGCCGCUUCCAGCUCUUCGUAGACUUGUGCUGUCAGGCCUACAACCUGAUCCGAAAACACUCCGGACUCUUCCUCAACCUGCUGUCGCUGAUGACAUCAUCAGGUCUUCCUGAGCUGUCGGGCUCUCAGGACCUUAAGUAUGUGUUUGACGCGCUGCAGCCCCACAACACUGACGCCGAGGCCACCAUCUUCUUCACCAGACUCAUCGAGUCCAGCCUGGGCAGCGUGGCCACCAAGUUCAACUUCUUCAUCCACAACCUGGCCCAGCUGAGGUUCUCUGGGCUGCCGGCCAACGACGAGCCCAUCUUGUCCUUCUCCCCGAAGACGUACACUCUGAAGCAGGAGGGCCGCAUCGUCCACGCUGCCAUCUUCUCCUUCCAGAAGAGAUACAACCCUGACAAGCACUACACAUACAUCGUGAGGAUCAUGAGGGAGAAUCAGAACGAGCCGCAGUUUGUCUUCCGGACUUUUGAUGAGUUUCAAGAGCUCCACAACAAACUCACCAUCCUCUUCCCUCUGUGGAAGCUGCCCGGGUUCCCCAACAAGAUGGUUCUGGGUCGCACACACAUCAAAGAGGUGGCGACGAAGAGGAAGAUGGAACUGAACAGCUACGUGCACAACCUGAUGAGAAGCUCCGCUGAGGUCACACAGUGCGACCUCAUCUACACGUUCUUUCAUCCCAUCGCACGGGACGACAAGACAGAGGGGCUGGAGAGCUCCUCCAAAGCACCAGAACCACCGCUGAGUCCCACUUCAGGUCGGGUGGAAGGAGAAGUCAAGCUGUCCAUCUCCUACAGGAACAGCACGCUCUUCAUCAUGGUCAUGCACAUCCGAGACCUGGUGUCCGCGGAAGGAGGCGAUCCGAACCCGUACGUGAAAACCUACCUGCUCCCGGAUCUGCACAAGACCACCAAACGCAAGACCAAGAUUUCCAGGAAGACGAGGAACCCCACCUUUAAUGAGAUGCUGGUGUACAGCGGCUACAGCAAGGAGACGCUGAGCUCGCGAGAGCUCCAACUGAGCGUGCUCAGUGCCGAGUCGCUGCGCGAGAACUACUUCCUGGGCGGCAUCACGCUCAGACUCAAGGACUUUGACCUCAGCAAGGAGACGGUCAAGUGGUACAAACUCACCAACGUCUCCUACUUCUAGAAAGUCACUUGGCGGUGGGAACUGUUCCAAGCCCACGGACCACGUUUGGAUUAGACAAAGCAAUAAUGUGUAUACAAGCGACUUGGUUUGUAGGAAGUUUAGGUCUUAGGCAACUUUAGUUGGUUUCUAGCUCCAGUCAUGUUCCACGGCUGAUCAAGCUCAACUGAGAGGCGGAGGUCACAGCUGCCUUCCCUGAAUAACAGUCAUGUUUUUCCAAACACUAGGGGGCGCUGUCCCGACCGUUUCAAAACAGAGUUUUCUCUAAUUCAUACUCACGCCAUUAUAUUGUUUGAAAUAACUUGCUAAUAUUCGAAAAAUGUCUCACAGGUUCACCUACCUUGGAGCCACUUGCAGCCAGUUCAGCAGCAAACUUGCAAACAUCUCAUCUCACACAGCGAUCUCACGCUGUUCUGCAGAAGUGAAAUGUGUUUAAAGAAUUUAUUUAAAAGAGCCGACUCUUUUCCACAUCUGGUUCUGCUUGGUUUCGCCCGAGAUAUGAAUCAUGGCUCUGAAUGAGUGUGCUGGUGUUUGGUGUCAUGGAGCAGCACACAAGGACACGCAGUCACACAGUCGCUUGUGUCGGGAACAAAGCAACACACACAGGUGAGAAGACGAAAGCACAGGCUGUGUUCGCCAGCGUCACAUCUAGGCUACACUGGUGACACAAGUGCUCUUUAUUAUGAGGUUCAUAAUCCACGACUGGUGUUCAUUGACGGAGAAUCUUUCUGGGGAAACAGGCAUUCCUGAACACAACACAGACGCACAUGGAAAUUCGAUCAGGAUUUAAGAAGUCUUUUCAAAGAUCUGUGCUCUGUAAAAAAUCUCCUCCUCUCAGUUGUCAUCAGUUUAUUUUGGUGAACAGACAUUGAUUUUCUUCUGGCCACGCCUCCUUUUCUCCUUUUUUUUUUUCCGAAUGACUCGUUGAAAUCUUCUGCCUCGUAGUUCUUGUCUUCUAAACUCUUAACAGAGCGAGAAUGUUUUGUACAUUUUGAUACCCGAGGACCAAAACAGCUCCAGAUUUAUAUAUAUAUAUAUAUACAUACAUAUAUAAAUAUAUAUAUGUGUAUUUUAAGGAAAAGAAAGUCGCUUUAUUUUCUCUACAAAUCUCAAGAAUUCAUCUGAGGCGAAGAUAUUUCCCCAAAAUGUGCCAAACAUGGCAAAUGACUUUUCAUGAGGGUGGGGCUUAACACGGGUGCCUUCGUUCGUGCUCACAGUCUGUAACACUUUGCCUUAAGAUGUAUUUUUAUUAACUGAAUAUCAGCACUUGUGCCGGGGUCCUAACACACACACACAGACACACACAACGCUCACUGGUCGCACAUUUAAGUUUUAAAGAGCAGAGGAUCGGAGCUCUUCCACUCUCACGUCCAGUGCCUGCUGCCCACGAGUUUACCCCCCAAUAAAGGGAACAAGAGCCGAGCUGCUUCUCUUCACACAGUUGUCGAUGAGUUUAUUGUGUUUUUCUAGACAGCUGGGCUCCGCUAACCCGCUCCUGGUGUGUGUACAGAGAAAACAAGCAGAUUGUUAUUAACAAGGCCAGUUAUUUAUUCUGAAUUGGUGACCUGUAACCCGGGUGGAUCAGUGUGUACUGUAAUCCCUCUUUCUUAUAGCAAAUUAAAUGUUUUUGGAGUCAU
This is a messenger RNA of Synchiropus splendidus (mandarinfish), 6959 nucleotides long. RefSeq names its product phosphatidylinositol-4-phosphate 3-kinase, catalytic subunit type 2 alpha (gene pik3c2a). The record is from RefSeq and is a predicted model, not a curated record. Gene Ontology annotation, molecular function: phosphatidylinositol binding; 1-phosphatidylinositol-4-phosphate 3-kinase activity; 1-phosphatidylinositol-3-kinase activity. Lineage: Eukaryota; Metazoa; Chordata; Actinopteri; Syngnathiformes; Callionymidae. The transcript is spliced from 33 exons. Gene Ontology annotation, cellular component: phosphatidylinositol 3-kinase complex; plasma membrane; cytoplasm. Gene Ontology annotation, biological process: phosphatidylinositol-mediated signaling; cell migration; phosphatidylinositol-3-phosphate biosynthetic process. The coding region runs from base 187 to 5325 and encodes 1712 amino acids.